This is a messenger RNA of Perognathus longimembris pacificus (Pacific pocket mouse), 2985 nucleotides long. Its product is annotated as olfactory receptor 226-like. The coding region runs from base 508 to 1443 and encodes 311 amino acids. The record is from RefSeq and is a predicted model, not a curated record. Gene Ontology annotation, biological process: G protein-coupled receptor signaling pathway. Gene Ontology annotation, cellular component: membrane. NCBI's taxonomy places the organism in Eukaryota, Metazoa, Chordata, Mammalia, Rodentia, Heteromyidae. Gene Ontology annotation, molecular function: olfactory receptor activity; G protein-coupled receptor activity. The transcript has a single exon.
UGCAGUAUCUAUAUAUAUGUACCUGCAGUAUUCAUGUGUACAUCUGUGUACAUGCACUGUCAAGUGUAUAUCUGAGUGUGUAUUGCCAGGGAAUAUCUGUGUGUUGGGGCAGUAAAGGUUGUACAUCUGAGGGAAAGGUGAUUGUGCACCUAGAGAGCUAUGUCUGCUUGCACUGUUGUGUUCAGACCCUCAGGCCCCCAGGUCAGGUGUUAGCUCUGGUUAGUAUGCAAGUCAGCUGAUCACUGGGAACAGCAGGUAAGUUGCAAGUCCCAAAGGAACACAAUGACACUGCUGUUCUCUCCCUGCAGUGAACCUGGACAGCCCUGGAAGCCAUAGGAGGGAGUCAGUCCCGUGGGAGCUGAGAUAGACAUUCAUGUGACUCUGAGGUCCCAGAGGGGCCACAGGAUCCCAAGCAGCCCCCAAUUUGGGCCUGACCCAAUAAUACACCACACUUGUGUCUCACUGUUCCAGGGUGCUCAGAAGUGGCCUCCCUGGCCAGGACUGGCCAUGAACAACUCUGGCAAUAUCUUAGUGACUGAGUUCAUCCUGCUGGACUUCCCAGAACUGGGCCAUUUGCAAGGGCUGCUGUUUGGAUUGUUCCUCACCAUCUAUACAAUGACUGUCCUGGAAAACUUGGUCAUCGUGGGCACCGUUGGAGCCAGCCAUCAGCUGCACACACCCAUGUACUUCUUCCUAGCCAACCUGUCAGUGCUGGAGACCUUCUACACCACAGUCACAGUUCCCAGGCUGCUGGCCGGCCUCCUGGCAGGGGCAAGGACCAUAUCCUUCUCAGGCUGCCUUACUCAGUUGUUCCUCUUCCUCUCCCUGGGCUCCUCUGAAUGCUUCCUCCUGACCACUAUGGCCUGUGACCGGUACCUUGCCAUCUGCCGUCCACUGCACUACCCAGCCAUCAUGGAUUCAAGGCUCUGCCUGCAUCUGGCCCUCAGUGCUUGGCUCGGUGGCUUUCUGGCCUCCUUUGUGUCCAUAGCUCUCAUCUCCCAGCUGAAGUUCUGUGGCCUCAAUACCCUCAACCACUUUUUCUGUGAUGUAUCACCCCUGCUGCAGCUCUCCUGCUCAGAUACCACUGCCAUUGAAACGCUGGACUUUGUGGCGGCCCUGGCAGUGCUGGCAACCUCCUUGCUGGUGACAGCAGUCUCCUACACACUCAUUCUGGCCACAGUGCUAAGGAUUCCUGGAGGGGCUGGCCGCCGGAAAGCCUUCUCCACCUGCGCCUCUCACCUGGUGGUAGUUGUCAUCUUCUACACCACCACCACCUUCAUGUAUGCACGGCCUCACGCCAUCAGCUCCUUUGACCUCAACAAGCUAGUGUCCGUGGUCUACUCCAUUGUGACUCCCCUGCUCAACCCUAUCAUCUAUUGCCUGAGAAAUAAGGACAUCCGCGAGGCACUGUCCAAGCUUGUCGGAAGAGCUAGAUCCUCUUAAGUUCCAGACUAUAGUCCCUCCAGCUGCUCUGCUCAUGGGAUAUAGGCUGCCAGUUCCUUUCCUGCACAUCCAUGCUCCAAUCUAAUGCAUCUAAGAGCAUCCAAGGGCAAAGAGGGGUGCAAGCCAAGACUGAGAAACCCCAGGUCCUCUUCGAGGAAUGAGGUCAGCCUGAGUGGAGGGCAGCUCCUAGCUCUUGUGGCCUCUUCUAACAGGAAGCUAGCACCAAACUAGGAACAGCUCCCACCUUGACUACCAGAUCUCUUGGCCUGAAAAGUUCAGUCCUCCAAGAAAGUUCCCUCCCCAAUGUCACUCCCCUGGCCACAUGAAGUUUGAAGGUUUCUGUGGAGUCCCUGCCCCCAGCCGGCAUAGAUAGACUGCAUGGAGACCCUAAGGCCCUCAACCAGCUCAAAGGAACUAAGAGUCUCCAAGACAGGUGGGAGGAUUUCAGCAAGGGCUGACUGCAUCAAGCCCAGAGAUUCAAACGUCUCUUACUGAAAGCUGGGGAGCUCUAAUAAAUAAAAACAUGCCUGUGUCUGGGCUUUCUGCUUUUUCUUUCCUUUCUGGAGAUGAGGGAAGAAACUGAGUUAGCAGAGUUAACCAAGUACUUCCCUACCUGGCACAAUGUCAUGGGUGAGCGCAAAGUACUCUCCCUUAGCUUCACAGCAAUUUCACGCUCCAGACCCAUUUCUAUCAUGACAAUCACCCAAAGUGUGUUUUGUGUGUGUCACUGUGCUAUAAAAUCCUCUCUUACUAUCUUGCUUUGUACAUUUUAAGGUUAAAUCAAAGCGCAUACAAAUUUUGAAUUGUUUGGUCUUCUUGGUAAAGUUAACCUUUCAUCACUAGGAAGCAUUGUUUGUUCCCCUGAUACUUAAGGCUCACAUUCUACUCUGUCACUAACACAGAUACAUCAGCUUCUUUUGAGUACCUGCCCUUGGCACUGACCCUUAGCCUCUCUUAGCUCCUGACCACACUUCUGUAGGAAGCUCUGGGCCAGGCAGAGAUGUGGACAGACUAUACUUCUGUCCAGCCAGUUGUACUCUGUAAUGAGAAAUCUGGUGUCAAUUUUAUUCUCAUAGUCCUAUUGAAUCAUGGCCACCCUUGAGAUUGCAUUUAUCCAAACUUAUUCUCCUAGAUUCCUAUCUCCAAAUUCAGCCACAUCCUGAAGUACUUGGGGUUAGGAGUCAAUAUUUGAAUUGGGAGGGGGGAGGCACAAUUCAGCACAUAACAGGUUCCUUUAAAAAUUAUGGUAGCCUUAAACAGAAGAAACCCAGGGACAGUGUCCAGGCCCUCAGUUCAAGCCCCAGGAUCAACAACAACAACAAAGUUAUGGUAGGAAGGAUUGAUCAUUACAAAGCAAUGCUGACACUUUUGGUGGGAACAGAAUUCAGAAAUCUGUAAGAUAUUUUCCCCUAACAUUUGAGUUGGUGAGAUUAAGAAAUUUGAUGUAUGUCUCUGGCCAUAAAAGAAAUGCAAAUUGGGUCUGGAAAUGUGGCUUAGUGGUAGAGUGCUUGCCUAGCAUGCAUGAAGCCUUAGAUUCAAUUC